AUGUACCUCCCGCGGCAAUUGAUCUCUAAGCUCUACGUCCACCUUCAGCAAACAAGACACCCACUCUCCCCACCAGUACUUAUUCUCGUCGCCCUCGAACCCGAUGCUCUUUGUGCUUGCAGGAUCCUAACCCGGCUACUGAAACAUGACUAUAUUCCCCACAAAAUACAGCCUGUUGCUGGUUAUACAGAUCUUGAGAAGGCUGGCCGAGAAUUGGUCGUGCCUAUGAUGGAGUCACAGGGAGGUAGUGGUGGUGUUGUCGUAUGCCUUGGUGUUGGGGGCAUGGUUGAUCUGGGGCCACUCCUUGGUCUUGAGCCUGAAGGUGGCGACCAGCCAUACAGUGGUGUCGAGGUUUGGGUCAUGGACGCUCAUCGGCCAUGGAACCUUGGCAACGUUUUUGGCGGGUUUCCUCUCGACCCCGAAACGGAGGUCUCAUCGUCAUAUCAGUCGAGGUGCCCUACUGGUGUCAACGGUGGUAUGAUUGAAUCGGCAUUUAAACCUGGUAAGGGUGGCAUUGUUGUCUUUGAUGACGGUGAUAUUGUCGACGAUAUGCAAACUGAGCGCAACGCGUAUCUUGAAUUGAUGGAGAUGCCCGAAAUUGACGACGAUGGUGAGGACUUGGGGGACACCGAUGAUGAGGACGACGACGAAAAUCCAAACGAUGCCAUCCAAGAGCCCGCUCGUGUAGGUCAGAAGCGAAAAAGCUGGUCAGAUGCAGAGGACGAGAGCGACGAUGAUAGGCCCCACCAACGGCGAAGGAGUAACUCAUCUAGCUCUAUCGCUGAAUCACCUCGGCGCCCACAGCAAAGAGGUCUCAUAUCAAUGCGACAGCCCGAUCUUGGUCUGUCAAGCGAUGCUAUCGAGCCCCCCUCCGGAGCACAGUUGCCUGCAGGGCCGUCACUCCGCGCACAAAGGAGACAACUCCUACGGUUACGACAAAAGCACGAGGCCAUUCUCCACCAAUAUUACAAAGUUGGAUCUUCUUUCUCAGAACCGUUAUCAUCGAUGAUGUAUUCGCUUGCCUCUGAUCUUGGUAGAGCAGACAAUGACCUUCUAUGGCUAUCUAUAGUUGGAGUCACAUCUAUGGAACUCUAUGGCCGUUCAUCGGCGGGUAUUGCUGCGCCUGUCCGACAGAGCGACAAGAGCCGCCCAACAGGUUGGUUGGGCGCCCGAGGAGCUAGAAUACGCCAAGAGUUCCGUGAUGAAGUCAGGCGGCUGAACCCCCCGGAACUUGCGAAUGGGCGUGUUGCUGCAGAAAAUACAGGCGUCAUUCCCACUACCGCGAGGAACCCUGAAGACACCGGAAUUCGGCUGUCCCCUGAGCCCAGAUUUUUGUUGAUCAGGCACUGGAGCCUCUACGACAGUAUGCUGCACUCACCAUAUCUCUUUUCUCGCCUCAAGACUUGGAGUGAAGCAGGAAUCAAGCGACUUCACAAAUUACUUGCAAAGAUGGGGGUCAGCCUAGCACAGUGCAAGCAGAGCUAUACUCACAUGGACAUGAUGCUGAAACGUGAGUUAAGGGCAAAGUUGUUGAAAUACGGCUCACUUUACAACCUUGACGAGAUGGUACCGUCCGUCGAUACGGAUGGUAAAGACCGUGCUGGCGCGAAGGACGGGUGGGGGUUUGUCCGAAGUUGGGGAUGGCGAGCAACGCUGAGUGCCCAGGAUGUGGGAGUUGUUAUCGGUGCGCUGCUAGAAGUUGGGAAACAUGUUCAGAAUCCAGACCCCGCCGUAACAGCGAGCCAAGCUGGUCGAGACGCAGAAGAAGAGGCCGAGUUUGUAGCUCAGGGCGAAGAAUGGAUUGUGCGGUUCUGGGAGGCAUAUGACGCGCUUGAAAAUAUCGACGCGCUGAAGGCCGGUCUUCCUACUGCUCAGUUCCUCCACCGCGCCAUCUAUCGGACAGGAACAUCUCUUAUCAACAAAAAGCAAAUCAAGCAUCUUCGUGCAUUUCGCAUGUGUGUGGUCAAGGAAGGCCCUGACGUGUCAUUGUUCACUCAUCCCGCAGCGCUGACCAAAUUAUCACUCUGGGUAGGCGAAGCCCUUGCUGAACAAGAGAGGGAAACGCAUGGGAAACUGUCGCAUGGUGGUCGCGGUACACCCCUUGUCGUCGCAAGUCUGAACGAGAAAAGAGGCGUAUAUGUCGUCGUAGGCACUGGCGGCGGUGGCGGUCCAGAUACCACACUCCUUGACAGAGAAGCCGCCAAGAAACGGAAAGCCGAGAGAGAAGAAAAGCUCAAGAAGAAAGAAGAGUCACGUCUAGCGAAGCAGAAAAUACGAGAGGAUAAGCGUGCAGCCCGACGAGACGCGGGUGAUGAUGACGACGAACUGGAAACGGAAUCAGAGGACUCGGAUAGCUCAGACUCUGACGCGUCAGAUGACGAGGAUGUCGAGCAUGAGAAAGGCUACGGCCUCAACAAGUUUGGCAUCGCUUUUCAAGAGGUAGUGGCAGAAACUAACACGCGGGUCCGAAUCGACAGUUUUGAGCAUUGCGUGGUAGAGGUGAAGAAGGAGGAUCUUGGUGGGUUUCUCGAGAGCUUGAGCAUGAAGGUUGUUGUUGGCUGA
Fusarium subglutinans is the source of this 2562-nucleotide messenger RNA. Its product is annotated as cell division control 45. NCBI's taxonomy places the organism in Eukaryota, Fungi, Ascomycota, Sordariomycetes, Hypocreales, Nectriaceae. The transcript has 3 exons. Gene Ontology annotation, biological process: double-strand break repair via break-induced replication; mitotic DNA replication preinitiation complex assembly; DNA replication initiation. The record is from RefSeq and is a predicted model, not a curated record. Gene Ontology annotation, cellular component: DNA replication preinitiation complex. Gene Ontology annotation, molecular function: chromatin binding; DNA replication origin binding; single-stranded DNA binding. Bases 1 to 2562 code for a protein of 853 amino acids.